AAGCCAAGUCCAUUUCAAGACCUAAGUUCUUGCCAUGGCGGAAAGGGAAGAGCCGCGCCGGUGAGGCGCAAGUGCGGCGCAAUGGCCAAUGAGGUAAAUUCGCCCGAUUCGCCGGGGCACUUGUGGUCCUUGCCGGUGCUGUUGCAGGCAGCUGCACGGGGCAAGCCUUCUGGCUGUGAGGAUGAGCUCAAUACUGACAACGAGCAAGAGUUGUUACAGAAAGGAAGGCGUGCAGCUAAGGCGAAGGAGCUUAACACAGACAAUGAGGCCGAGCUGCUUCGCAGAGUGCAGACUGUGCCAAAAGAGGAAGCCUGCUACAAGGAAGUCGUUCAGAAGAAUCCUUCUGAGUCACUUGGGCAAUUGGUGCACUUUGCCGAGGGCCUUUGCAGGCAUCCGCCUGUUAUCGGACGAAGCCAUGAGAGACUGGGAAGUGUUCUCAGUCCUCCUGUCUUGGAGCCCACCACCAUUGAAGCCGCAGAGGCUAGUGCAGAAGAAAGUGCAAGUGUGAGUGGAGAAAGUGCCAAGGGCCAGAGCAUCGGAGACCCAGAAGUGGGUUGUGCAAAUCAUGAACCAGAUCAAUGCAAAGGCAAUGAUAUGGAGGGUGCAGAGGCCAGCAAUGCAAGCGGCAAUGCUGCAAGCCCCAUCAAUGAGGCAAGAGGGAAGUUCAUCUCGCAAAUGGCACGGGGAGACCUUUCAAAAGAGGUUCCACCAUUUCCGGCACUGAGCCCUGACCAAGCCAAGUUCACCAAUGAAGCUGGCGUGGAAGGCUAUAGCGAGACAGUGUCUGAAAUUUCCGGAAAUCAUUCUCUUGACCUUUGCUUCUUGCGCCGAGCUGAUUGCCGCUUCACUCAGGCAGGAGCUGCUUGGUUUUGUGGCAUGCGAGCAGGCUACAUAGACUUUGAGUGCUAUACUGCGGAAGUUUGUGGGAGGGAACGCAGCUUUUUACAACAGAUAUUCGAAGCUGUGGAUGACAGCAUCGAUGCGGUGUGGAAUGCACGGGGUGCCCGCGAACGAGAGCGUGCCUCUGAUGACUUUCCACUGUUGCUGGCAAACCUCAGCACUCACCUUCGAAUCUACCACUUCCAGCUGAAAGAGAAAGGAUGUAUUGACACUUUAGAUGGACGUGCUGUGAUUUUAGAACUGUUGAGCCGCCUGGUGGAGGUCCUAGACACCCUGGCCCCACUUGAGGGGGGUCAUGCAGCCACCGCCGUCCCUUGCCUGCGUGAGCUGGCCUGUGACGCGCUCAACGAGGCUCUUGGAUCUCGUGGCUUUUUGCCGCUGUGCAUUUCCUACAUCACAGAGAGCACAAUGGAUAUCUUCGGAAGAGAUCUUGCACUGGAGCUCUCAAUGCAUGCCUUGAUGGCCAUACAGCUUUCUUUGCUUUGGUUCCCCCCGACUCGCAUCACUCUUCCUGAAGAGACAUUCAUUGACAUGGAGGGCUACGAGUGCGUGCUGAGCGUGGCAGCUGACCUCAUCACUCAGUUUGAGGAAGAGCCUUGGGACUUCCUUGGCUUGGAACGCUUGGCCUUGGCGAUGGACAUUCUUCGCAUAGGGAUGAGGUCUAAUGCAGGCAUCGACCAUGUUUGUGCACAAUCGGAUGCUUCGGAGGCGCCAACAGUAGCGCCGCUGGCCUUGAGGGCUUUGCAGACACUUGCCUUUACGGCCUUGGAGGAUCGGGAGAGCAAAGCUGCUCUAGCCGCUCUCCCGGCUGCUGUGCGGAUCAUGGGCGCCUUGAUACAUGUCACGCCCAUCGCCAGGGCAAUGAACCUAGGGUUUGUUGUCCAAGCGCUGAGGCAAGCCCUUCAAUGUCGGCCUUUAUCGCUCCCACUUGCUGUCGCCUUUCGCGACUUGGUGCUCCGUGAACGGCCGAGACAUUGGUUCAGCCAAGGGCAGGAGGCCGCACGUGUCCGUGGAGACUUCUACCGCUAUUUGCACAGCGAAAAUGUCUUGAACGAAUUGGCAAUUGCUGCCACUGAUCGGGUUGAAGAGCUGAUGGAUUCACUGCAGAAGAAGCGCCAGGGCGGAACUGGGCCCAACUAUGUGCCAUGCAGAAAUGUGGUGCCGUGUGGCACGAGAGAGAUGGCCGUGGAGUCCCUGGAAGAGGCUGUGAUCAUCGGAGCGUACUACGAUUGUGUUGAGGCUGCAGUCCUUGCAGUCUACGGAAAGACUUCCAGAGUAGAUGCUCAGAAGAGAGCAAGUGUGGAAGUGUGAUGAGAUUAUCCGCCAAAUCAUAAGAACGGACUUUCUAUCCUAGCAUGCUGGAGGCCAAGAAUAAACCAGACGUGAAGGUCGACAACUAUGUCAUGUUACCAUUAGGCUUUGGAUACCUUGAGCAGAGGCCUUUGAUCGUGCCUGCUCCUUUUUUCGCUAUCCGCGAGAGAGAGGAUCACCGGCGUUUACUAGUAGCUAUAUGAAGCUAUGAAGUUAUAUAAGUUUCCCUAAAAAUCUAGGAGCCAAAUGACUAGUGGGAGCGUGAUUUACCCUGCGUCCAUGCCCAGUCUGGAUGUAGCUAGCUAGUAGCGAACUAGUCGCCUUACUUACUGUAAUUAAGUCAAGUAGGCGCCUACUUGAUUAAGUAGGGAGGGGGGAGCGGGCUACAAGUAAAGGAACUUUCUUUGUCCGAGGAAGAAAUGGUUGAGCUGCAAGAGCUGCGAUCAUCGUUGCGAUCAGCUGGACCCAUUUCGCCUCUGGAGAGCAUGCGCCGCCAUUUCCAGCGUUGCUUUGCCCUCCCGACUUGUGGGGCGCCGACACGCGAGCCGCGGCUGCGGCGUUGAAAGCAGGCCAAGCCUGGAGUCAACAUGUGCAUGACUGAGACUGGCAUUUUUAAAAAUUAAGGCUUGAAGGGAAGGCCCCAACGCUGAAAAACUUGCAGAGC
Durusdinium trenchii is the source of this 2875-nucleotide messenger RNA. NCBI's taxonomy places the organism in Eukaryota, Dinophyceae, Suessiales, Symbiodiniaceae. The record is from the annotation of a GenBank genome assembly.